Rhizoctonia solani is the source of this 1797-nucleotide messenger RNA. RefSeq names its product Sugar (and other) transporter. The coding region runs from base 1 to 1797 and encodes 598 amino acids. The transcript has 18 exons. Gene Ontology annotation, cellular component: membrane. The record is from RefSeq and is a predicted model, not a curated record. Gene Ontology annotation, molecular function: carbohydrate:proton symporter activity. Gene Ontology annotation, biological process: transmembrane transport; carbohydrate transport. NCBI's taxonomy places the organism in Eukaryota, Fungi, Basidiomycota, Agaricomycetes, Cantharellales, Ceratobasidiaceae.
AUGUCUCAUUCCGCUCCAACAGAUGGCAAACUCGAAACUUCCCAUCAUGAACGACCCACUCGAACUUUGAGCUCAAACGAAUCAGAAUCCUCUUUAUCACGAGGUCAACAAUUGGCUUCAGACGAAGAAAUUGAAAAAUAUCGACCCCGUUUCCGGGGAGCUAGGUUGAAUGCGUUUCUAGCUUUUAUUGCUGGAACAGGGUUCACCUUGUUUGGAUAUGACCAAGGUGUCUUGUCUGCAUUGCUUACAACUGAAAGCACCAGCCGCGAGUUUGGUCCGCCUAACCAUGCCACACUACAAUCCUUGCUCGUGGCCAUUUAUGAGAUUGGAUGUCUAAUAGGCGCACUAUCGAAUCUAUGGGUAGGAGAAAAGCUAGGAAGACGACGCACUAUUGCAGUUGGUGGUAUUAUAAUGAUCAUCGGGGCAAUCCUCCAGACAGCAAGUUUCAGUUAUGCACAAAUGCUAGUGGCGCGCGUGAUUACUGGCUUGGGUAAUGGGCUGAAUACAUCUACCGUUCCAGCAUACCACGCGGAAUGUGCUUCACCGGAAAAACGAGGUUACCUCAUUAUGAUUGAAGGGAGCUUGAUUACAUUUGGUAUUAUGGUUUCUUAUGUGAGGAUUGUUUAUUCGCCCGCUUCAUUCGGACUAAUACCUGCCAUGAAACUUAGUGGAUCGACUUCGGAUUGUAUUAACAUUGAGGGUAGUUUCUUCGUAAAGAAUUCCUCUGCUCAGUGGAGAGCUCCAGUGGCUUUACAGAUAGUGUUCGCACUUGUGAUGAUAAUUGGUGUUGAGCUCUUGCCAGACUCUCCUCGUUGGCUCGUCAACCAAGGACGCUACGCCGAAGCGCUUGCAGUUAUCUCGGCAUUGGAAGAUAAGCCGCACGAUCACCCAGACGUUCAGAGAACUUUCCUAGCCAUUCGCGAAGCCGCUCUUACUGAAAAUACAAUAUCUAAGAAAGGGGAGCCUCAACACAAAUUUAAUCUUCGUGAGCUCUUUCAUGGGGGCCGCUCGCAAAACUUCCGUCGUGCCACCCUUGGGAUUGUGAUCCAGGCGUUCCAACAAAUCACUGGUAUAAACUUGAUCACAUACUAUGCUACUCUAUUGUUUGAAAGGCUUGGGAUUAAUGACCUGAAGUCAAGAAUCCUGGCAGCCUGCAACGGAACUGAGUACUUUCUCGCCAGUCUGAUAGCGGUUUGGCUUAUCGAGAAAGUUGGUCGGCGCAAGUUGAUGAUCUUUGGGGCGAUUGGUCAAACCAUUACCAUGGUUCUUUUGGCUGUGCUAGGGAGCAUUGAUAGAUCUUCAACCAACCUUGUAUCCGCAGUCCUCCUGUUUGUAUUCAACUCGUUUUUCGCGAUUGGCUGGUUAGGAAUGACUUGGCUGUAUCCUGCAGAGAUCACGCCUCUAAGGAUCCGCCAACCAGCCAAUGCAUUAUCGACCGCUUCCAAUUGGGCAUUCAACUUCAUGGUAGUAAUGGUUACCGGUCCAUCAUUCGAAAACAUUGGAUAUCACACCUACACUGUUUUCGCAUGCUUGAAUGCGUUCAUUAUUCCUGUUGUUUACUUCUACUUUCCUGAAACCGCAGGCAGGUCUUUGGAAGAUAUGGACGUUGUGUUUGCACAGGCAUACAACGAGGGGGUAUCUCCUGUUUCUGUGUCUUUACGAAAAGAUGUUCCUCCUGCUGGCUCACCAGAAGCCGACGAGAUACUUGGAUUUGGGAUCAGGAGACGGAACAAUGCUUCAGAUCCAUCGCCUGACCAGACCAGGGGAGCGCAUAUGGAUGUUGAGAAGCAAGGGUAG